UACGCUACAACCUGUACUUUUUCAUACACUCGGCAUUACAUUAUAGUUUUUUUUUAUACAUAGUAAUUAUUAUUAUUAUAAAGUCGAAAUUAAUAGUUUAUGUAUUUUUAUUGCUCACGUGGAGGAAAACACACUUUGUGCGCUCGUUUGCCUUCUUUGGUCCUUCCAGGUCACCGUACAGCACCGUCAGCGUGACUGCGGUGACUGAGGAGGGAAAGCCUCGGUAGAAAUGCUGUAACUUAAUUCUGAGCUGGACUCAUAACAUCGAAAAAUGAGCGCUUCUGACAUGAAGAUCAUCACUGUGAUCGGCAGUGGUCUGAUAGGCCGCUCCUGGGCUAUGCUGUUUGCCAGUGGAGGCUACAGGGUGAAGAUCUAUGACAACCAACCAGGACAGUCUGCCAAGGCCAUCACAGAGAUCAAGAAACAGCUGGUAGAGCUGGAGGAAGCCCACAUGCUGCGAGGGGAGCUGACUGCUGUGCAGCAGCUUGCCCUUCUCAGUGGUUAUGAUGACCUGUCCCAGGCGCUGGAGGGGGCUUUCUUUGUCCAGGAAUGUGUAUUUGAGCAGCUUGAGGUCAAGCAGAGCGUCUUCCAUGACAUAGAGCAUAUUGUGGGAAAAGACGUCAUCCUGAGCAGCUCCACGUCCUGCCUGGUGCCAAGCAAAGUCUUCUCUAAAGUACAGAAUAGGAGUCGCUGCCUCGUCUCUCAUCCGGUAAACCCACCCUACCACGUCAAACUGGUGGAGCUGGUACCUCACCCAGAUACGGCAGCAACCGUUAUGGACACCACCCAUGCUCUGAUGACCAAGGUUGGCCAGGCACCUGUCCUUCUGAAAAAAGAGAUUGAUGGCUUUGCCCUAAACAGAGUUCAAGCUGCCAUUAUUGCAGAGUCAUGGAGGCUAGUCCAGGAUGGUUUUAUCUCUGUGAAGGAUAUCGACCUGGUGAUGUCAGAGGGACUAGGAAUGCGUUACGCCUUGAUAGGUCCCAUGGAAACAAUGCACCUCAAUGCACCUAAAGGUUUGGAAGACUACAUGAGCCGAUACGGUGAAAAUAUAACGAGGGUCCUGUCUUCCUUUGGGCCUGUGCCUGACUUCUGUGGUGAAGGAGCCAAGAGCAUCAUUAAUGAGAUGUGUGAGCUGAUUCCCAGUGACCAGCAGCAUCUGUCAGCCAGGCAGGAGAGGAGGGACCAGUUCCUCAUGCGUCUGGCCAAACUGAAGGAGGACUGCUAAGCUCGGGGUCCAAACUCAAGCACACUUCUGACUAUGACUGUUGGCUGAGAGCAUUUUAUUUCUAGUUAUGAGAAAUUCCAUAAACUCAGUAAGAGAUUUUUUUUAACCUUCUUUUACUUUGUUAAAUGUAAUGCCAGCGCAACAACGGAAUAAACGAAGCAAACGGUUAAAUGUAGUCGAGAUAGGAUUGUUGAUUUCAGCAUGAUGGUGAAGAUCUGUUAAAGCACAAACACAAUGACUGAAAAGGGCUUUUUUUUUAAAUCAGUAAUGAACAAUCUUCCUUAUAUGAUGAGUUCUACCAAUAUUAGAACAUAACCGUGGAUCUACUACCCAUUAUGAAUACAGUUAUAACCAAUAUUUUUUCCUCUAAAUCUACAGCAUGUUUUAACUACUCUACAUCCUGGUUACAAGACUAACUGUGGUAAAAAUGUGAAAACAUUGAUGUCACUCAGCCACAUUAAUGGUCUCUUGUGUAAACAAAUUUCUUGAAAAUGUGAAUCAGUGUUUUGAUUAAUAAAAAUAAUGCAAUCAUG
Molecule: messenger RNA, 1758 nt
Organism: Archocentrus centrarchus (flier cichlid)
Lineage: Eukaryota; Metazoa; Chordata; Actinopteri; Cichliformes; Cichlidae
Gene: cryl1
Product: crystallin, lambda 1
Exons: 9
Coding region: 272-1225 (317 amino acids)
Biological process (GO): fatty acid metabolic process
Molecular function (GO): NAD+ binding; L-gulonate 3-dehydrogenase activity
Source: RefSeq, a predicted model, not a curated record